AUGUCGCUACCAUUCAGUACAAGUCGAACUCAAAUCUGUCUUGGCCGUCGACGAUGGUAUCCCGCCAUUGUCUCCAUUGCUCUUAGCAACCACUUUGCUGUAGAGGACCCAGGAGAUCAACAAGUGGAAGAUACGCUCAACGCGAACUGGCGAUUCCUGAUGCCGACAACGGCGAGCACCCUGACUAUGUCGUCGUUAUCAAGCACGCUCCGUUGGCGAUUCAAAGAGGGGCCAUCGACAAGUUCUACUCUGUGGUGCCGUCCAACAAAUGUCCUCAACGAAUGCGAGGAUUCCUUCCUUGAACUCGGAGCUCUGAAUUCGAGAGCGCCGAGUUCAAGCCGUUCCUAUCAUUGUCUUCGUCUCACGUACCUCUCGUAUGAUUCUCCAUUUGCUUCUCCCGGGAUCCUCGACCUCAUGGAGCUUCUCGCUAGCAUCAAGUACCUCAAGGCCGGGAUUAGCGAGUUCAAGAUUCCUCAUGUCCAUCUCAAACACCGUUCCAAUGUCGGGUCUCUUCACACUCGCCGUCUAUCCUUUAUUCAGUCCUUAAUCAUACCCAUGCAAGGUGAUGUAGCAGAACUUGCUGGCCUUGUCACAGGGGCCUGCCGGUAUGGAGUCACCAUCACUCUCAAAAUUGGAACCAUCGGUGAUCUGAUGCAGCCCGAUUUUCUUCGCCAUGACGAUAGUCAGUGA
This is a messenger RNA of Guyanagaster necrorhizus, 690 nucleotides long. RefSeq lists its product as uncharacterized. The coding region runs from base 1 to 690 and encodes 229 amino acids. Lineage: Eukaryota; Fungi; Basidiomycota; Agaricomycetes; Agaricales; Physalacriaceae. The record is from RefSeq and is a predicted model, not a curated record. The transcript is spliced from 6 exons.